AUGCAAUCUACACCAUUUUCUACUUUAACAUCUUCGUCAGGAAUGACAUCAAAUAAUUCAAAUUUAAAUACAAAUAAUUCAAAUUUUUGGUCAAAUGGAGGUUUUCGAAAACGCAAAGCAGCUGCAAGUGAUUUAGAUGAAAAAACGAAUCAAAAAAUGUUUGUAACAGAAGAAAAAAUGCUUAAAGAAAUGCAAACACUUUCAUUAGAUUUAAUAUCUCCAGAUAAUAAUACACUACCAAUAUCAACAUCAUCAAACAAUGAAGAAUUGAUUAUGGAUGAAAUACCAACAAAUAAAAAAAAUGAAGGUGACAAUAGUGAUGAUGAUGAUGAUGAUGAUGAUGAUGAUGAUGAUGAAAAAGAAAAAUGUUCAGAAGAAACACGUUUUCAAUUACAUAAAUUAUUAAAAGAAUCUUUAAAGAAAGAUGAUUUACAAGAUAGUUUAAUUAGCAAACUUUGUGAUAUUGAGCGGAGAAAAUUAACGAUGCAAAUUGUACCAUAUAUGCCAAUUCAUCCGGCUCAAUUAAGUAAUGAUAAUGUAACAACAGAUGAUAAAUCUAAAGAACAAGAAGAAGACAAAUUAGUUGAUAAUACAAUUUUAUCUUCUGUUGUAUCUGAUGAAAUUAAAUAUGAAAAUGAUGAUCAUCUUUUUAAAAUACCAUUAAUACCAACACCUUAUACAGUUGAAGAACCACCAUGUGAUAGUGCAAGAAAACGAAGUCCAACAAUGAAACGAAGUUAUUCUCAAUCAAAUCAAUCUAAUAAUAGUUUAUUAGUAACUGAAUUAAAACCAGAUGUCGAUGAUUUUUCAACUAUUCAUCAAUCACAAUCAGCUUAUUUUAUUGUUGAACCAACUGCAACUCCUUUAUCUCAAGCAUUAUCAAAUCCAUCAUCAUCAUCACUUUCAUCUGAUGGACCAUCAGUUCGAAUAUCAGAACUUGUUGAAAAUUCAACAUCAAGUAAUGAAUUUGCAAAUGGAUUAGACGAUGAUGAUAUUGACAUGCAAUCAAUUGCAUCAUCGGAUACAGGUGAUAAAAUGGAUGAUGAUUAA
Messenger RNA from Rotaria sp. Silwood1, 1050 nucleotides. Lineage: Eukaryota; Metazoa; Rotifera; Eurotatoria; Philodinida; Philodinidae. The record is from the annotation of a GenBank genome assembly.